UGAAUGUCUUUUUAUUCCAAGCAGGACUCUAAUAUGGAUUUGGGGCUCACGGAAUAUUAUAACAAGACUCUUGCCAUAGAGAAUAAUACUGCUACCACUCGGAAUUCUGAUUUCCCAGUCUGGGAUGACUACAGAAGCAGUGUAGAUGACUUACAGUACUUUCUGAUUGGGCUCUAUACAUUUGUCAGUCUUCUUGGUUUUAUGGGCAAUCUACUUAUUUUAAUGGCUCUCAUCAAAAAGCAUAAUCAGAAGACCACAGUCAACUUUCUCAUAGGAAACCUGGCCUUCUCUGACAUCCUGGUUGUGCUCUUCUGCUCCCCCUUCACACUGACCUCUGUCUUGCUGGAUCAGUGGAUGUUUGGCAAGGUGAUGUGCCAUGUUAUGCCUUUCCUUCAAUGUGUGUCUGUUCUGGUUUCGACUUUAAUUUUAAUAUCCAUUGCCAUUGUCAGGUACCAUAUGAUAAAGCAUCCUAUUUCCAACAAUUUAACUGCCAACCAUGGCUAUUUCCUUAUAGCCACUGUCUGGACAUUAGGUUUUGCCAUUUGUUCUCCUCUUCCAGUGUUUCACAGCCUUGUGGAACUUCAGGAAACAUUCGGUUCAGCAUUGCUGAGCAGCAGGUAUUUGUGUGUGGAGGCAUGGCCGUCUGAUUCAUACAGAAUUGCAUUUACUAUUUCAUUAUUGCUAGUUCAGUAUAUUCUGCCCUUAGUUUGUCUGACUGUAAGUCAUACCAGUGUCUGCAGGAGCAUAAGCUGUGGGUUGUCCGACAAAGAAAACCGACUGGAAGAAAAUGAGAUGAUCAACUUAACUGUUCAUCCAUCCAAAAAGAGUGGGAAUCAGGUGAAACUCUCCAGCAGCCAUAAGUGGAGUUAUUCUUUCAUCAGAAAACACAGGAGAAGAUACAGCAAGAAGACGGCUUGUGUGUUACCUGCUCCAGCAAGGCCUUCCCAGGAGAACCAUUCAAGGACUCUUCCAGAAAAUUUUGGCUCUGUGAGAAGCCAGCUCUCUUCUUCUAGUAAGUUCAUACCAGGGAUCCCCACUUGCUUUGAGAUAAAACCAGAGGAAAAUUCAGAUGCUCAUGAAAUGAGAGUAAAACGUUCUGUCACAAGAAUAAAAAAGAGAUCCCGAAGUGUUUUCUACAGACUGACCAUACUCAUAUUGGUGUUUGCCGUUAGUUGGAUGCCACUACACCUUUUUCACGUGGUGACUGAUUUCAAUGAUAACCUUAUUUCAAAUAGGCAUUUUAAGUUGGUAUAUUGCAUUUGUCAUUUGUUAGGCAUGAUGUCCUGUUGUCUCAAUCCAAUUCUAUAUGGUUUCCUUAAUAAUGGGAUCAAAGCUGACUUGAUGUCCCUGAUACGCUGUUUUCAUUUGUCAUAAUUCUCACCGUUUACCAAAGAAAGAACCAAUGCUGAGAUCAUCUAUAACAUAUUCAUAUAAUGAUGUAUGUAUGAUAAAUGAAUUUUGCUAACAUAUGGGACCUAAUUUAUGUGGUAGAGCUCUGUACUUGGAUGUCUUCAGAAUAUCUGGAAGGUAAUUUUAAAGCAUUAGAACAUGAUUAAUUCAUUUAGUUGUACAGAGUUGGUGUCAAUCCAACUUGUAAUUUCAUUUUAAAAAGUAGUUAUAUUAUCUUCCAAAUUUCAUGUUAUCUGUAAAUAAAUGAAAGUCACUUUUUGUUUAAAAUAAAAGUUAUGUUUAACCAA
Messenger RNA from Octodon degus (degu), 1697 nucleotides. RefSeq names its product neuropeptide Y receptor Y5 (gene Npy5r). Bases 4 to 1374 code for a protein of 456 amino acids. Gene Ontology annotation, cellular component: plasma membrane; neuron projection. Gene Ontology annotation, biological process: G protein-coupled receptor signaling pathway. The record is from RefSeq and is a predicted model, not a curated record. Lineage: Eukaryota; Metazoa; Chordata; Mammalia; Rodentia; Octodontidae. The transcript has a single exon. Gene Ontology annotation, molecular function: neuropeptide binding; neuropeptide Y receptor activity.